CACGCCCAGUCUCCCAAAUCACUUCUUUGCAGUAGGGUUGCUAUGCUGUCACUUGUAGAUUGCAGAGUUCACCUGCCGUGCUGCUACCACUCACUGUCUGCUUGAGAAUAGGCUUCACCAUCAGCAUCACAAAAUCGAUGUAGAAAUGAAAAACGAUGUGGAAUGGGGUCCAGCGCUGUAGUGGUAUUUGAUAACUGCGACGGCUCCCAGCAACAGCAAAACCCAAGUCUUCCCAAAUCAACUUUCCACCCUACACCUCCUCUAUACCCAUUCCCACCUCUUUCCCUCCAUCCCUCUUUCCUUCCCUCGCCCCACCUCUCCAUCAUCAUGUCCAGCGGAGCCCUGGGGCGUCUCAGUACCUUGACUCUGAGUGUGAAGCAGCUCAGCCGGCUGCCUCACCUCUCCGACAUCCUCCCCUCUUCACUCCCCUCCCUCCCCUCCCCCAGCCCCACCGUCCCUGUCUCCUGCGUCCCUACUCUGUUCCGGGAGCCUUACAUCCUCUCUGGCUACCGCCCGGUGGGGCAGGACUGGCGCUGUUACGUCCUCAGCCUCUUCCAGAGACACAAUGAAUCCCUCAACGUCUGGACACACCUUCUGGCAGGUCCCCUGGUGCUACUACGCGUCUGGGCCUAUGGAUUGUCCCUAGACUCGGCGUCCCUGCCUCUCUGCCUGUACAUACUGUCUGCCCUCACCUACUUGUGUUGUAGCGUAGCAGCUCACCUGCUUCAGUCCCACUCUGAGCUGGCUCACUAUACUCUGUUCUUCCUGGACUACGUGGGUGUGUCUGUGUAUCAGUAUGGCUGUUCCCUGGCUCACUAUUUCUACUGCUCUGAGCCAGCCUGGAGGGAGAGCCCCGUAGGGUUCUGGUUCCUCCCUGGCGCUGCCUUACUUGGCUGGCUGUCCUGUGCUAGCUGCUGCUUUGCCAAGUCACGUUACCGCCGGCCUUACCCACUCCGGAGGAAGAUCUGCCAGCUGAUCCCCACCAGCAUGGCCUACUUCCUGGACAUCAGCCCUGUAGCCCACCGCCUGGCUACCGUACCCUGGGGUCAGGACCCAGCUCUACCGCUCCACGCCCUGCAGAUGGCCGCCUUCCUGCUUGCAGCCUUCUUCUUCUCCUGCCCUGUUCCUGAGAGGUUCUUCCCGGGGCAUUGUGACAUCAUGGGUCAGGGUCACCAGAUCUUCCACCUCUUCCUGUCUCUGUGUACGCUGUGUCAGCUGGAGGCCCUUUUCCUGGACUAUGGCAGUCGGAGGGAUACAGUGCUGCAGUUGUAUGGGGAGAGGCAGCUGUGGUUCGCCGGUGUAUCCUUCCUCGCCCUAGCACUAUGUAGCACCCUGACCGCGGUUGUCAUGAGGAGGCAUGUACAGAGACAACUGGAGAAAAGUGAAACUGUGAAACAGUGAGGGAUGGCGGGGAGAGGAAGAACGAGAGACAUUUUCAGUGUUUUGAGAAUAAUCAUGUCCUGUAAAUGUAUAGAGAGACCGUAUUUAUCUAAGAUGAUGAGUGUCUUUGUAGCAGAUAAAGGUUUCUUGCCUUAAAAGAUCUUUUGAUUCCUGUCAAAUCUAACCAUUUCCUUCUUUGUUUACUUCCUGGACACAGGGUAAAUAUUUCUUUAUUGCCUACUUCUGAAUAGUUAUUGAUCAAUAAGCUUAGAUUCAGUUGCCUGGUCCCAGAUCUGUUUGUGCUGUAUAGCCAACGCCUAUGGACAUUGUCAUGACAAAUGUACAAACAGAUCUGGGACCAGGCUAUUGAUUCAGUUUAUAUCUGAGGAACCCGUGAAGGGUGUUUUUGUGUUAAGCUUAAUGGAAUUUCACCCCAAAGUAUGUCUGAUAAAGAGUUAGUGACAUUUUUAAA
Messenger RNA from Oncorhynchus keta (chum salmon), 1852 nucleotides. It is a transcript of the gene paqr8, whose product is annotated as progestin and adipoQ receptor family member VIII. Gene Ontology annotation, cellular component: plasma membrane. NCBI's taxonomy places the organism in Eukaryota, Metazoa, Chordata, Actinopteri, Salmoniformes, Salmonidae. Gene Ontology annotation, biological process: response to steroid hormone. Gene Ontology annotation, molecular function: steroid binding; nuclear steroid receptor activity. Bases 163 to 1401 code for a protein of 412 amino acids. The record is from RefSeq and is a predicted model, not a curated record. The transcript has 4 exons.